GAACGAGCGACAGAGCUUUUUUUCUCUGGAGAGGGGACGCCUCCCACCGCCGCCGCCCUCCGGACCCUGCAGAGAGCGCGAGGGGGAGGGGGCGUUGGGGUGAAGGCGGCGCUGCAGACCCAAGUCCGGCUGCGCUUCAGGACCAGUCUUACAGAAGCUCUUGAAAAAAUGUGGUGAAUAAAAAUUUGGUCUGUUUACAGGGGGGAAAUUCUGGUUUACAGCAAAGUAUGCAGAUGAACUUUUACAGAGCUGGCACUGUUUUCUUCUGUGCACAAGAAUGUGAAAUACCUUCAGAAAAAAGGAAAAGUGGCAAGACGAAAGAACUUCUCAGACCUGUGACUGGGAAUCAAGGGACAAACAGAAGUCUGGAUGAGCUCUUAGAUUUUAGAUAAUGGGCUGUGUGCAAUGUAAGGAUAAAGAAGCAACAAAACUGACAGACGAGAGGGAUGGCAGUUUAAACCAGAGUUCAGGUUAUCGCUAUGGGACAGAUCCCACCCCUCAACAUUACCCAAAUUUUGGUGUGACUUCAAUUCCAAACUACAACAACUUCCCCACAGCCGGUGGACAGGGGCUGACCGUCUUCGGUGGUGUAAAUUCCUCAUCACAUACAGGCACACUGCGAACAAGAGGAGGCACAGGUGUAACUCUCUUUGUGGCUCUGUAUGAUUAUGAAGCAAGAACAGAAGAUGAUUUAAGUUUUCAUAAAGGAGAAAAAUUUCAGAUACUUAACAGCUCGGAAGGAGACUGGUGGGAAGCCCGUUCUUUGACUACAGGAGAAACUGGAUACAUUCCCAGUAAUUAUGUGGCUCCAGUCGACUCCAUCCAAGCAGAGGAAUGGUACUUUGGCAAACUUGGACGAAAGGAUGCUGAGAGGCAGCUGCUAACAUUUGGAAAUCCUCGAGGAACUUUCCUGAUUCGUGAGAGUGAAACCACCAAAGGUGCCUAUUCAUUGUCUAUUCGUGACUGGGAUGAUAUGAAAGGAGAUCAUGUCAAACAUUAUAAAAUUCGCAAACUUGACAAUGGAGGAUAUUACAUUACAACCAGGGCACAGUUUGAAACUCUUCAACAGCUUGUUCAGCAUUAUUCAGAGAGAGCUGCAGGUCUUUGCUGCCGCUUAGUAGUCCCUUGUCAUAAAGGAAUGCCAAGGCUUACUGAUCUGUCUGUCAAAACCAAAGAUGUCUGGGAAAUUCCACGAGAGUCACUACAGUUGAUCAAGAGACUGGGAAAUGGGCAGUUUGGGGAAGUAUGGAUGGGUACUUGGAAUGGAAAUACUAAAGUGGCAAUAAAGACUCUGAAGCCUGGCACAAUGUCCCCAGAAUCAUUCCUGGAGGAGGCUCAGAUCAUGAAAAAGCUAAAACAUGACAAACUGGUCCAGCUCUAUGCUGUGGUGUCUGAAGAACCUAUCUACAUCGUCACAGAGUAUAUGAGCAAAGGAAGUUUGCUGGAUUUCUUAAAAGAUGGAGAAGGAAGAGCUCUGAAAUUGCCAAACCUAGUGGAUAUGGCAGCACAGGUUGCUGCAGGAAUGGCUUACAUUGAGCGAAUGAAUUACAUACACAGAGACCUGCGUUCUGCAAACAUCCUGGUGGGAAAUGGGCUAAUAUGCAAGAUUGCUGAUUUUGGACUAGCAAGAUUAAUUGAAGACAAUGAAUACACAGCCAGACAAGGUGCAAAGUUUCCAAUAAAAUGGACUGCCCCUGAAGCUGCAUUGUAUGGAAGGUUUACAAUAAAAUCAGAUGUCUGGUCCUUUGGAAUAUUGCUGACAGAGCUAGUAACAAAAGGGAGAGUGCCAUAUCCAGGUAUGAAUAAUCGUGAAGUCCUGGAGCAGGUAGAACGGGGCUAUAGGAUGCCAUGCCCUCAGGAUUGCCCCAUCUCCCUACAUGAGCUCAUGAUCCACUGCUGGAAGAAAGACCCAGAAGAGCGCCCAACAUUUGAGUACUUGCAGGGUUUCCUUGAAGACUACUUUACUGCAACUGAACCCCAGUACCAGCCAGGUGACAACCUGUAAUUUUUUUGGUCUGUGCAGACUACAGUUAUCAGGUGUUCCGGCAGCAGCUGACAAAGGCUGACUAGCUACUUCCAAAGGCUGCAUCUUAGAGCACCAAAAAGCACUGGAGCCAGAAGCUGAGAAUUCCCAGACCUAACCUGCCGUAAAGAUCUGAAUGUCUUCUAUGAACAGAAAAGUGAACACUUGAUUUUGUUCUUCAUCAGAGACUCAGAAACUGCAUUGUUUUGAUGUUAUGUAAACUGCAAAAUCUUUGUUCAGUGUAAAUAGUAAUUCAGUGCCAAUAACAUCCUAGUGCUUUCCUUUUUUAAAAAAUAAUAAUAAUGCAAAGUUAUGUGAUUUUAACUAGUCUUCUCCUGAUUCAACUAAAGUAUUAUUUUCCAAAAGUGGCCUCUUUUUGUCUACAUUUUUUCAUGUUCUAACAAAAUAAAAUCAGGACCAGUGUUUGGGGAUUUUGGUUUUCGUUUGGUUGGUUGGGUUUUUUCCUUUUCCUUUUUUGCUUUUAUAUAUAAGAUAUAUGUAAAAUAUAUACAUACUUGUAUAUAGUUGUGGGUGCUACUGCAGAGGAAACUCAUUUCAGAAACGGAUUAGCCAUAAUGCUGAAGCACCCAGAAAAAGACUAAUUUCCUUGUAGACAUGAAACACUGGUGAAGAUUCUGAAAGCCAGUGACUGAAUUUUUGGCUUUUGCCAAGCAUGACUUUUUAAAUUGGAUUGCACUUUUGGGUUUGACUAUGUACCUGUAGGUUGUUGUAACUUUUGAUCUUUCAGAAAUCAUGUGCAGCAUUUCCAGCAACUUUUGCCAACUGCGUGGUUUGAACUUGUGAUCAAAAUUUAAUAACAAACUUAUUAAAGCAAGAAAAUGCGCCAUUACCUGUUCAGACUGGAAGACUGAAACUGCAAGUACUUUCCUGUAUCAAAAUAUGUAUACUGAACAUUUUCUGAUUUUUUUAAAAAAUUAAUAAACAUUGCAACCACAUGCAAAUAGUCUCAACCUCAUAGCAUUUAAUCAUGUCCCCAUGCUUAACCAUUCAUCAGGCAUCCGCUAGAGUACCUUUUUCACAUACCAUAACCCAUCGUAAAGUAGGUGUUUUAAAUGUCCUGUACUGCUGAUGAAAUUACUUUCAAUAUGUCUGCAAGUGUUUCAGUGGAAUUACUAUGCACUUCUUUUAUGGGGAAACGGGGAGGGAAUGGAGGGAUACACGCAAGUAUUACUUUUUUCAGUUGUCUGUAUCAGCCUUGGAUACCUUCUUUUCUUACCUUUAACCAAAAAGAAACAAAAAAGCCACAUCCUUUCUAUGUCUCUCUUAAGUUUUUUUAAAAAAUAAUUUUAGUCUUAAUUACCUUUUGUUGUUGUUUUUAUUUGCAAGUUUACAUUUUUAAAAUGUUUAACCGUCUUAAUUUAGUAAUUAAAAGAGUAUUUUACAUUUGGA
Lacerta agilis (Sand lizard) is the source of this 3433-nucleotide messenger RNA. It is a transcript of the gene FYN, whose product is annotated as FYN proto-oncogene, Src family tyrosine kinase. The coding region runs from base 392 to 2005 and encodes 537 amino acids. Gene Ontology annotation, cellular component: extrinsic component of cytoplasmic side of plasma membrane. Gene Ontology annotation, molecular function: signaling receptor binding; non-membrane spanning protein tyrosine kinase activity; ATP binding. The record is from RefSeq and is a predicted model, not a curated record. Gene Ontology annotation, biological process: cell surface receptor protein tyrosine kinase signaling pathway; T cell receptor signaling pathway; innate immune response. Lineage: Eukaryota; Metazoa; Chordata; Lepidosauria; Squamata; Lacertidae. The transcript is spliced from 15 exons.